AUGACCCCCACCGACAUACCUGUACAACAAAAACCACGAAAUAAUAAUAAUUGUAAUGAUAAAAGAACGUCUGUUUAUUCAUCAUCAUUAUUAACAACAUUAUUAUCACCAUCAAAAAUAACAACAAGUCAAAUUGAUGAAAAUAGCUGUGAACAAAUUGAUAAUAAUAAUAUAAGACAUAUGAAAAUUGAAUAUACAAGUGAAGUUGAACAAUCAGAUAUUUGUAAUGAUCAAUUAAAUCAUCAAGAUACAAAUAAUCAUAUGAAAGUUGCAUAUUCAAUGGGUGUUAAUUCACCCUGUAGUAAUGUAUUAGAAACACUUGAUGAUGAACUUGUUGCAACAUCAUAUGAUAUUAUAACAACAAGUGUUAAUAAAAAUAAUAAUAAUAAUAAUAAUAAUAACAAUAAUAAUAAUAAUAAUUGUCGAACAACACAAGAUAAUAAAAUAACAACAGAUAGUGUUGUUGUAUCACCAACAUCUGAUAUUGGAAUUGAUAUGAAAUAUGAAUUACAAAUAAAUAUAAAUUGUACAAGUGGUGGUAAUCAUUUAUCAUCAAGUAGUAGUGGUGGUGGUGGUAAUGUUGGCAUUGAACCAGCACACAGUAGUCAAGGUAAUGGUUUAACAGUUAAUAGUGAAGUUGUUAGUGGUGACAUGUUAUGGAAUAGUCCAGGUAGUAUGCCAGAAAAUUGGGAUUCAUUAUUAAUUGAUGGACCAAUUGGUGUACCACCUAGUUCAGUAUUAACUGAUUUUAAACCGCUACCACCAUUUACUGGUUAUACUGGACAUUUAAAUAUAAAUGGUAUAUCUGGUCAUCAUUAUCAUACAAUUGCAUCAUCUGGACAGAGAACAUCAUUGACAUCAGCAUCACCAACACCAUCAUCAAAUCAUGAAUAUUAUGAAUCAUCAGUUGUAUCAUCAAGUACACCAUGUUCACAGAGUAAUCAAAAUAAAAAUUCACAACAACAGCAACAACAUCCACAUCAUUUGUCUGAUGAUUUUGAUAUUAGUGCUAUUGCUGAAAUGAUUGGUUGUGAUUAUGUUGAUACAACACAACCAGGUGGUGGUGGUGUUGGGAGUGUUGGUAGUGUUGGUAGUGGUAAUAAUAAUAAUAAUAACAACAAUUGUCCUGAAUCAAAUCCAGAUAAAGUAACUGAAUAUAUGAAUAUGGAUAAUGAAUAUAAUAAUUGGACACAAAAAACUCAUGAAACAUCAUCACCAAUAUCAUAUUCACAAAUAUAUAAUUCUGGUCAUUCAAUAAAUCAAGGACAAUUACAAAAUCAAACACUACAAAAUAUUGUACAAACUGGUAAUUAUGGUUCAUUAUUACAAGCAAGAUUACAAUCUGGUAAUAUACAAAAUACAAGUUGUGGUGAAACACCAUCAUCAACAAGUCCAUAUCCACCAGUUAGUCCACCUGGUAGAGUAUCAACAUCAUGUAGUCCAGAUCAUAUGUUACAUUCAUCAUUUAUAACACCAUCAAAUCCACGUAAACGUUCAAGACCAACAAAUAAUAAUCAUGGUCCAAAUAAAAAAAGUUCAACAACAUCAUCAUUGUCAUAUGGUAAUGAUAAUAAUCUUGGUAUUGCUAAUAAUAAAGGAAAACCAAUUCAUUGUUGUUCAAUAUGUAAACGUGAAUUUUUAAAUAAAAGCAAUAUCAAGGUACAUCUUAGAACUCAUACUGGAGAGAAGCCAUUCAGAUGUGAAUCUUGUGGAAAAUCAUUCAGACAAAAAGCUCAUUUGAUAAAACAUCAACAAAUACAUAAAAGAAUUGAAUGAGCUGAUGAUGGAUCGAGAAUCGAUAUUAACGUCAAUUUGGACUUAUCAACA
Molecule: messenger RNA, 1827 nt
Organism: Aphidius gifuensis
Lineage: Eukaryota; Metazoa; Arthropoda; Insecta; Hymenoptera; Braconidae
Gene: ich
Product: ichor
Exons: 3
Coding region: 1-1776 (591 amino acids)
Biological process (GO): cell fate commitment; regulation of transcription by RNA polymerase II
Cellular component (GO): cytoplasm; nucleus
Molecular function (GO): histone deacetylase binding; RNA polymerase II cis-regulatory region sequence-specific DNA binding; DNA-binding transcription factor activity
Source: RefSeq, a predicted model, not a curated record